ACCCGGUUUGUUUACAUCCAGAUUAGUUCAUUAUAAUCCGAGAUUCUUGAUUUCUUGACCUCUGCUCCCCGUCGGGUCAAAACUCUGCCUUCCACAUAAUCUCUCCUCUAAGCUUCAUAAUCGCACCCUGGUGUUAUUCGGGACGAUAAGCAAAUGAACAAUAGAUGGUUUGAUGGUCAAACAGGGAUCCAUCAUCCUAACCAGCAGCAUAAUGAGGAAGAUGAGGCUUCUAUUCUUGAGGAUCUAAUAGAAGACUUUCGGCUACCAAUCGGACACAGACCAACAGAAAAUUUGGAUUUAGAAAAUGUUGAGCAAGCAUCAUUAGACAAACAAUUGACAUCGUCAAAUGUUGGGUUCAGGCUUCUUCAGAAAAUGGGGUGGAAGGGGAAGGGGCUUGGAAAAGAUGAACAGGGUAUCAUUGAGCCAAUAAAGUCUGGAAUACGAGACGCAAAACUAGGGAUUGGAAAGCAAGAGGAAGAUGAUUUCUUUACAUCAGAAGAAAACAUCCAGAGAAGAAAGCUUGAAAUUGAGGUUGAGGAGACUGAAGAACUUGCAAAGAAACGGGAGGUUAUAGCCGAAAGAGAGCACAAAAUUCAGACUGAGGUGAAGGAAAUACACAAGGUUUUCUUUUGUGACCUUUGCAACAAGCAAUAUAAAUUGGCUAUGGAGUUUGAAGCUCACCUUAGCUCGUAUGAUCACAACCAUAGAAAGCGCUUCAAAGAAAUGAGAGAAAUGCACGAAAGUAGCAGUCGCGAUGAUAGACAAAAACGUGAGCAGCAACGUCAAGAGAGAGAGAUGGCUAAGUUUGCUCAAAUGGCCGGUGCCAGUAAGAAGCAGCAAGAGAAAGAAGAGACCAUUCAGGCCUCCCAUGUAAUGAGAACUGCAACCGCCCUUGCUGAUCAAGAUCAAAGGAAGACUUUGAAGUUUGGAUUUUCCGCAAAAGGCAGCCAAUCGAAGAAGAUGGUUGGGAACAUGGCAAAGAAACAGAAAGUAUCUGUUGCAUCAGCAUUUGGCAAUGAAAGUGAUGAUGAGUAGAGGGGAGGGAUGUUAAGGCUCUGUUUGGCAUUUGGGAAUUGGGAUAACUAACUAUAUGAAUAUGAAUAUUGUGGUACAACUUUAACUACACAAAUCCAUUUUCAUCCAUUUUAAUUUAACUGUGCUUUUCCUGACCAAAUAUGUGGUUAGCAAGUUUGCAGAUGUACCGGUAAUACAAAAAAAAUAUUCUUAUUUAU
Molecule: messenger RNA, 1232 nt
Organism: Cuscuta campestris
Lineage: Eukaryota; Viridiplantae; Streptophyta; Magnoliopsida; Solanales; Convolvulaceae
Source: the annotation of a GenBank genome assembly